Messenger RNA from Eruca vesicaria subsp. sativa (arugula), 525 nucleotides. NCBI's taxonomy places the organism in Eukaryota, Viridiplantae, Streptophyta, Magnoliopsida, Brassicales, Brassicaceae. The record is from the annotation of a GenBank genome assembly.
AUGACGUCCAAAGCCUUCUUCUUCUCUUUCUUGGUCGUCUCCGUCGUGUGUUUGUCCUCUCUCGCCGGAUUUUCGGCCGCCGAUGCUGAUGAUUUUGACCGUUUCCAAAUUCAGGGAUCAGUUUAUUGUGACACUUGCCGUGUCCAAUUUGUUACCCGCCUCAGCAAAUUCCUUGAAGGUGCGAAAGUGAAGUUGGAGUGCAGGAGCAGAACAAACGGAACCCUAGCGUUGACCAAAGAAGCCAUUACCGACAAAACGGGAAGCUACAAGAUGGAAGUAACCGGCGACCACGAAGAAGAAGUUUGCGAGCUCGUGUUGGUCCAAUCACCAGACAGUGGUUGCAGUGACGUCAGCAAAGAUGCGUACUUACGUAACGCCGCUAAGAUCAGUCUUACGGCGAAUGACGGCAUCGUCUCUCACGAGACACGUAUCGUUAACCCUCUCGGUUUCAUGGUUAAGACACCGUUAGCUGACUGUCCCGCUGCUUUCAAUGAGCUCGGUAUUGUCCCUGACGUUACCUUCUAA